Psammomys obesus (fat sand rat) is the source of this 1653-nucleotide messenger RNA. It is a transcript of the gene C3ar1, whose product is annotated as complement C3a receptor 1. Bases 96 to 1511 code for a protein of 471 amino acids. Gene Ontology annotation, cellular component: plasma membrane. Lineage: Eukaryota; Metazoa; Chordata; Mammalia; Rodentia; Muridae. Gene Ontology annotation, molecular function: complement component C5a receptor activity; G protein-coupled receptor activity; complement component C3a receptor activity. The record is from RefSeq and is a predicted model, not a curated record. The transcript has 2 exons. Gene Ontology annotation, biological process: phospholipase C-activating G protein-coupled receptor signaling pathway; inflammatory response; chemotaxis.
AUGCCAGCUAAGUGUGGGGACCAGAUAGGAUUUGUUGGUGCCACGGAGGUCAUCCUGGAGCCUUCUGCUUCCAUCUCAGUGUGUUCGGCUGGGCAAUGGAGGCUUUCCCUGCUGACACCAAUUCAACUGACCCACACUCACCGCCUUUGCUUAAACCCCAAGACAUUCUCUCCACAGUCAUUCUGAGCCUCACGUGUUUACUGGGACUACCGGGCAAUGGGCUGGUGCUGUGGGUAGCUGGUCUAAAGAUGAGGCGGACCGUGAACACCGUUUGGUAUCUCCACCUCACCCUGGCUGAUUUCAUCUGCUGCCUUUCCUUGCCCUUCUCCUUGGCUCACGUGUUUCUCCAAGGACACUGGCCCUAUGGCUUGUUCCUAUGCAAACUCAUCCCAUCAGUCAUCAUACUCAACAUGUUUGCCAGUGUCUUCCUGCUGACUGCCAUUAGCCUGGACCGCUGUCUGAUGGUACAUAAGCCAAUCUGGUGCCAGAACCAUCGGAAUGUGAGAACAGCCUUCGUCAUCUGUGGAUGUGUCUGGGUGAUGGCCUUUGUGAUGUGUGUCCCCGUAUUUGUAUACCGUGACCUGAUCGUUAUGGGCAAUCAUAGCAUAUGUGGCUAUAAUGUUGACUCCUCCAUGUCAUUUGAUUAUGGGUACAUGUACGAUCUACCAGAAAGCAAUCCUACCAACAACCCCACAACUCAGCUAAGCGGACAGACGGAUGACAGGUCAGAUCCUUCAGCUACCACUGCCCUCCAGGCACAAACGUUCCAAAUUUCUCCCAACAGUUCAUUCCCUUUAUAUUCAGCAAGACUAUCCAGUCAGCAGGCCCAUUACAGUGGAAAGCCUCCUAGUGUGCUGAGACCCGCCGCACCCAGCGGGUUUCCCAUUGAAGAUGGAGAACCCGACACAGGUAACGCCAAGGCUUUUCUCUCUGCUCAUACAGAGCUUUCCCCUACCAAUUCUAGCAGCUAUUUCUACCACCCUGAGCUGUCAAACGAUCUCCAGGAUGAUUACUUGGAUCAAUUCACCUAUAACCAUCAUGUGCCAGCACCUCUGGUGGCAAUAAGCCUCACAAGGCUGGUGAUGGGCUUCCUGGUGCCCUUUUUCAUCAUGGUAGCUUGUUAUAGCCUCAUCAUCUUCCGAAUGCGAAGAGCGAACUUCACCAAGUCUCGGAGUAAAACCGUUCGUGUGGCCCUGGUGGUGGUGACAGUCUUUUUUGUCUGCUGGACUCCAUACCAUAUUGUGGGAGUCCUGCUUUUGAUUGCCGACCCAGAGAGCAGAUUGAGGGAAACUGCGAUAACCUGGGACCAGGUGUCCAUUGCUUUAGCAUCUGCCAACAGCUGCUUCAACCCCUUCCUCUAUGCCCUGUUGGGGAAAGACUUUCGGAAGAAAGCAAGACACUCCGUAAAGGGCAUUCUGGAGGCAGCCUUCAGCGAAGAGCUCACACACUCUACCAGCUGCACCCAGGACAAAGCCUCUUCAAAAAGAAACGAUAUGAAUACAAAAGUGUGAGGGUGCAGGGCUGGAGACCGAGGUGGACCUUCUCAGGUGAACCCUGGUAAAAGAUGCCGUGUGAGCAGGACGCUUUGGACAAUCUGGUGGCUCUCGGAGAGAAGUCCCUGACUGUUGACAAUCAGCAUCAUUUGGAAACAUU